Messenger RNA from Megalopta genalis, 4198 nucleotides. RefSeq lists its product as uncharacterized. Lineage: Eukaryota; Metazoa; Arthropoda; Insecta; Hymenoptera; Halictidae. The record is from RefSeq and is a predicted model, not a curated record.
ACUUGUUGUUAUACAAUGAUAACAUAUCGCUGUAUAUAUUUAUAUAUAUAUAAAUACAUAUCAUUACUUUCUGUAUUUACAUUCACUAAUUUCUACAUUACGCCUACCCUAAUGACACAUUGUGCCUUUUUUAAAAUUUACAACAAUUUUAUAUUUUCAGAAAUCACUGAGAAUUUUUCACAGACCUGGAUCGGUUAUGCAGAAUUUUGAUGAUCUUGAUAUAGAAGGAUGUAAUCCUUCCCACCUAACGGAAGCAGGCAAGGAGAAGAAAGAAUAUGAUCGAAAACGUUUAAUGAGAAGCAGUGUCACUGCUGAAGGUGGCACGCUUAGGCCUGUGUAUUCUGAAACAGAAGGUGGUGAUAUAUGGUGUCAUAUAUGUAACAUAGCCCUGUUCGGAGCUCACAAGUUACUGAAUCAUAAUAUGUGUAAUCGUCAUAAAAUGAAAUUAGAUGAAUGGCCAUAUCCAGUUUUGUUAUGGUCCAAACGAUCAGAUAUUGUGAAAACAGCACCACCGACACAGUUGGCAGCUAUUGGCGAUGGUUUGGCACCUGGAGAACCAGUACCACCUGGUAUGGAAGACCAAGUAACUAGAACAACAACGAUUGAGAUGAGUUUAGAUCGCCAUAGAAGUUCUCCUCUUGUGGGCCUUGAAUACCUACUUGAACUGGUUGAUAGGGAUUCUUGCGAACCCAGUUAUACAUGUGUUUUAUGUGAUAAAAGGGGUGACCCUCGUACUGUUAUGGCUCAUAUUACCAGCUAUAAUCAUAGAAUAACGUAUCUAAAUCGACAUUUUCCUACAAUUUCGCGUGCUAUUACGGAACUCCCGCAUACUCCUAAUUAUAAACGCGGAGCUAAUGAAAUAUCGGUGUUAGUGGCUAAGAAGAUUGAAGAACGAUUUGGAAGAUUGCAACCGCAAUUGGUAGAUAAGAAUCAAUUUGAAAAAAAUAAAAUGCAGUACAUCAAGAGAGUCUAUCAGGAUUAUCACUUUAGGGAAACACCAGAAUUAACAUUUAUGGAUGUUUACGAUGUGCGAUGGGUAACAAACUUUGAAGAAAAGAUGGCUGAAGUAGCUGGUAAGAGUGGUAUAAAAAAAGAUUCUCAAUCUGGUGAUGAGAAGUCGGAUGAUAAACACAAAAGUGAAGACAAGAAGCAUGAAAAGUCUCCACCAAAGAAAACUGAUUCACAACCAGAUACCACAGAAUCGGGAUUCAAGAUUCGCAUUUUCACAAGAGAUAAAUUAAAUAUUCGCAAGCCUUUAGAUAAGGAAGAAGAAAAUGUGAGAAAGUCUCCAAAACGGCCCUCUGAUGAAACGAAGUCUCUUUCGUCCCUUUCAAGUAUAUCAAGUAGCCCAUCACCAUCACGUUCAAGAUCGCGAUCUCCCGUUCGUAACCGAAAAGCUAAUUCAAUAGACAAAAGCGGAAGGUAUCGUACUAAAUCGCGUUAUUCGCGAGAUCGAAUUCGUUCUGGUACACGUUCGCGAUCUCGUUCGCGUUCACCAGAACCACUCAGAGAACGCGAUAAGUGGGAUAAAUAUCGUGAACAAAUUAGACGUGCUGAAGAGACACUUGAUCGUGCAUUAAAAUUUCACGAGAAGAACCCAGAAAAGCAUCCAUCUUACCCCGAUGAAUGGAAAAAGUUCUGGAACCGACGGUACAAAGAGUUGCAAGCAGAGGGAAAAGAUCCUAGUAAGCAUGACUUCAAACCAGAAUGGAUAGAAUUUUGGAACAAACGAAUGCGCGAGAUCCAUAACGAACAGCUGCAACAAAGGAAAGAAGAAAUUAAGAAGCGAUUGGAGUUGCCAGAAGACAAGCCACCAGAAAAAUGGAUACCAUCGAACAGACGUGACAGAUCUCCACCAAAGAGAAAUCGUCAUCGUAUAGAGAGCGAUGAUGAAGUAGAAUAUGUCGGUACAAAAACAAUUAAAACGGACUAUUACGAUCAUCAUGAUAUGAGAGAACGCGAUUACGCAUAUUUGUCGUAUAUGCGAGGAAGAGGAAAUAUGUACAGAAGUAAUUACUACUCUCGUGGUGUUACACGUUCAAGAUCAAUACACUACGCAACUCCUUACCCAGUGAAAGGGAAGUCUCCAAGUCCUAUACCGGAUGUCAUAGUAACUGAAGAUUUAGAAGUAGUCGGCUUAUUGAGAUUACUUACAGCACUAGAAGGUCAAUUGGGUUCUCUUGGACCGAAGAUAGUAUCUCUUCUUUCAAAAGCAUUAGCCGCAGAAAAAGCAAAACCGAACUCUGCCGAAGAAUUACUCUACGACGAAGAAGUGAGCGUGCUUUUCGAAACUGUUAAAGAAAAACUUAAAGGUCAAUUGUUUGCCGGAAUGAUAGAGAAAAUGGCUAUAACACCAACGAAAACGGCAAUCCAAAAUAUCGCACAGUUGUUACAUAAAGCGGCAGAGAAUAAAAAGAAAAUGGAAGAGGAGAAGAAGGAAAAGAAAGAAAUGGGGACUGCAAAAUCGACAAAUUAUAUCCAAAGAACUGUAUAUCCUAGGUCGGUGGAGGUAAUUACACCUACGAUUAAAUCCGAACCAGUUAGUGUACCUGGUGUUGGUACUAUAGAUAAAGUAGCCAUAGCUCGACAAAUAGCAGCUGCUCUGGUAGCUCAAGGUAAAUCAAAUGUAUCGCAAGAAGAACUGGAAACUCUAACUAAUGCUGUUGUUGGAAUGGCUGAAGCGUCCAAAAAUUCCGAUAAACCAGUAACAACGGCUGACUUCGUAAAAGGAUUGGCUAAAAGCAAUACUUCUGUUUCUCAAACUACAUCUGUUUCUGCGACGUUAACAACAGCAGGUACGGUUGAUCAUCAAACUUUUAAAAUGGAAAGUUUGUCAGACGCGGAUUUGAAAUCUCUUUUACAAAAUUUUAAAGACUUAUCCACUCAAGAACAACAUGGACUGAUUAAUUUCUUAAAGAAGUUAGAAGCAACAGAUCCUGUUCGAGUAGAAAAAUUAAGAGGGUUUGUUAAUUUAGGUACUACGUCCAUGUCAUCGAUGCCAAAAAUAAAAUCUCCAACACCAGAGAAUACGGAAACCAGUAUUAAAUUGGGCAGAAGUAUUUCGCCAUUUUCUGUGCUGAAGGGAAAUCAAAAUCCUGUUGAAGAGGAAGAUAAGUGGAAGCCUAAAAUAGACAUGUUUGCAAAUGAUGACGAGGAAGAACAAACUAAGAAUGACAACGAAGACAAGCAAAAGGCGAAAUUGGAUUUAUCAGAUGACGACGAUGAUUAUACAUUUGAAGAUAUUUAUAAAGCAGCAGAUAAGAAUGUUAGCGAAAAUGAGAAGGUGAAGAAAAAGUCACGAGAAUUUUCAAAAUCUGUGUCAAAUUCACCAAGAUCCUGGACACGAUCUCGAUCGCGUUCAAGAUCACGGUCUCCAGUAAGGCCAAAGGAAUUAACAAAAACAAACGAUCCAAAUGCAAUACUAAACGAGACUAAACGAUUAAUCGCUCAUAUAAUGGGAGAUCUUCCAAAUAAGUAUGUGCCAAAGACGCACUUGCCGCUUGCGAAUGGAAAUGUUGAACAAGACGCAUCGAAGCCGUUAGAUCAAAUUCUUAACACGACAAUGGCCCCGCUAUUAAACUUUUACAAUCAAGGAUACGUUCGGAAUACUCAACAAUCGUAUCUCCGUCCACAAGCACCUCCCCUCAGUUAUCCUAACAUACCCAAUCAACAAUUUCAAAGUUAUCCUCAUCAGCAAGUUUACGGCAGUAAUCAGAAUUAUGUGGACAAUGGUUACAAUUAUCAAGGAUAUGGUGGUGUAAGCAAUCAGGGUCAAUACAGUGUAUCACCCAUAGCGUCAAAUCAAUAUCCAAAUCAACACUAGGCAAAAUUUGCUUAAAUGAGACAAGUGACUAUUAAUGUAUAAAAUUAUUGGACGUUUUAUUCUUUUCUCAGUGAACUAAGAUUCAAAAACAUUUGUAAUGAAUUCAUAAAAAUUUUUAGCAUGCAUGCAGCCACUGUCUGAAAAUCCAAAUGCAAAUUUGGAGAGAGUUAUUUCUGCAGCAUUAUUUGACAAAGAUUUUUCAUUAAAGAGAACAACGGUUGGGGCAAGAUCACCAGUAGCAUUACUUGUAACCAAAAUAGUGAUGUUUUCUUUCUCAUUAUUAUUAAUAAUGUUAUAAACAUUUUUGCAUUCUUUCGGUGCAUUCAAAAUAGGAGGUUUAGGACUUAAAGCCAGACCUGUCUCAUCACUAUUGAA